GUUGAGAGAAGCUGUAGAGCAGUAAAUGGUUGUAGAUUGUUGCAGAAGUUUUGCAGGGUUUCUGAAAGAGACGCUCAAUUGACACCUGAUCUUGUAUGAUUGCUCUUCAUGGCUGUGAUGGCGAUUUCUGUUUUGAACAUGUUUAUUUUACUCCUUUUCUUCUUUGCUGUUGAUGGACAAGGAUUAGGACAGUUUGCUGUUGAUAGACAGAAAUCAGGGCCGUUCUUCUUGUUGACAUUUCCUGCAGUGAUUGAGUCCAGUUCUCAUGUCAAAUUGUGUGCAAGUCUUCUGAAACCCAACGAGAGUCUCGCAAUGACCAUUUCUCUGCUUGAUGACAAAAACAUGACCACUCUACUUGUGCAGCAGAGCUCUCGGAUGGCAUUUCACCGCUGCUUUAGUUUCCAGGCUCCUCAAGUAGAAGGCGAAUCGGUGCAGAAACUGAGGGUGGUACUUCAAGGGAGGUUCUUCAAAGUGACACGAGAGAGGAAAGUCAUGUUCAGACGUUACCUUCCUCUGACCUUCAUCCAAACCGACAAACCCAUCUACAAUCCAGGACAAACGGUUAAUUUCAGAGUUGUUACCAUGGAUGCCAAAUUUGUGCCUCUUGAUCAAAUGUACAGUCUGGUGGUUGUGGAGGACAAUCAUAAUAACCGGAUCAGUCAGUGGACAAACGUUUCUUCAACGGGGUGGAUAUUGCAGCUUUCUCACAAGUUAAACCCCGAGGCUCAAGUUGGGAUGUACACACUGAGGGCUUUUAUUGGUGACCAAAUGAUCUCCCAGGUUUUUGAAGUGAAAAAAUAUGUUUUACCCAAGUUUGAUGUGACUGUAACCACACCACAGAUGUACAGUGUUGGAGAUGUGGGACUGAAAAUUGUAGUUUGUGGCAAAUACACAUAUGGGCAGCCUGUACCUGGUCAAGCACUGGUGGAAGUGUGCCGUGAGCCAUUUCCAUAUGUUGUGAUUCCAGAGGUGAAACGUCUGUGCCUGAAUAAAACUGCUAAGAUGAACAACACAGGCUAUGCAUCCCUUACUGUCAGUACGUCAGUGUUUUUCAACACCAGAUUUGAGACUAGUCUGCAAGAUUCAUUUCUUGUUAACGUGAACCUCACUGAGGAGGGAACAGAUGUAGUGACGUCAAAAUCCACAACUGUGUCCAUUACGUUUGAAGUUGGCAAGGUCACGUUUUUGGAACUCCCAGGUUUAUUUGCCUAUGGAUCAAUGAUUAACGGAAAAAUCUCUGCAUCUUAUUUCAAUGGGACUCCAAUCGCAAGCAAGGCAGUCUAUCUCCUGGAUAGUAGCCAAUGGCCCAACAAACUGCUGCUGAAUCUGACUACAAACAUGAAUGGACUGUCCGCUUUCUCCCUCAACACUGCUGAUCUCCCUAAAGCUGAUCUGAAUCUGGUGGCAAGUGCAACUCCACAGGUCGUUUAUAGUUACAAGUCCCCAUUCUUCGGUUCAGAUGCAAGGACUGUGUCUCUUUUCCAAACUGCUACUCCCAAUAACCCAACCUUUAGUGAACUGACUAUAUUGAAGCUUGAGCAGCCACUGAAAUGUGGUGCCAAGUAUCCAGUGAUGAUCAAGUAUUCUUUUGUUGGAGAAACUGGUGACUAUAGUGCUGACAUCAUCUAUAUGGUCUUAUCCAGAGGAGUGAUUGUUCUGCAUGGAUUUGAGAAGGUUGAAGCAUGGGCUUCUAAUACGGUCACAAGUGGCACGGUGUCGUUCCAGCUGUCAGUCAGUCUUGAUAUGGCUCCAGUAGUGCAGAUUCUGGCCUUCUGUGUUCUGCCCAGUGAGAAUGUAGUUGCUGCUAGUGCAACCUUUGACACAGAAAGGUGUUUCCAAAACCAGGUGUCUCUGCAGUUUUCUCCAGCUACUGCCGUUCCUGGUGAGGAAAACACUUUGACGGUCUCUGCUCAAGCAGGAUCCUUGUGUGGCCUCAGUGCUGUUGAUCAGAGUGUCCUGAUCAUGGAGCCAGGAAGACAUCUAAGUGCUGAAGCGGUCUUCAGCUUGCUUCCGGUGCAAUCAUUAUCAGAUUUUCCAUUCAGUGUUGAGGAUGAACAGCAGUGCCUGAACGUUCGACCCCGUCGGGCUGUUCCUGCAGACCAAGCUUAUGAAUCUUUCAAGAGUGUGGGACUGAAGAUUGCAACAAAUCUGCCUGUCAGAGAACCUCACUGCCUGACAUACAGAGGCCUGGAUUACUAUCGCAACUUCCGUGAUGUGAACUCUUUUCGUCGUCCUGCUGCCUUGGCAAUGGCUCCUGCUGCAGUAGCUGAGAGCGCUGAAGGAGAGCACAGUUCCCCUCUUGAUGUGACCAUCAGGACUUACUUUCCAGAAACAUGGAUCUGGCAACUUGCUCAAGUGGGAGAGACUGGAUCCACACAAGUUCCUCUCAAGGUUCCUGACACCAUCACCACAUGGGAGACUGGGGCGUUCUGCCUGUCCUCCAAAGGUUUUGGCUUGGCUCCUCCUGUUCAGCUGACUGUCUUCCAGCCCUUCUUCCUGGAGCUCUCCCUGCCUUACUCCAUCAUCCGUGGAGAGUCUUUUGAGCUGAAGGCCACAGUCUUCAACUAUCUGUCCAAAUGCAUCAUGGUUCAAGUGAAUCCAACUAGGUCCUUGGCCUUCACUCUUAGAUUAUUUAAUGAGCCGUAUUCAUCCUGUCUCUGUGGCAAUGGAAGAAAAACUUUUAAAUGGGUCUUCACUGCUUCUGUUCUUGGAACUUUAAAUGUUACAGUCAGUGCUCGGGCUGUACAACCCCAGGGCAAUGUGUGUGGCAAUGAGAUUGUGAGUGUGCCAGAGAGAGGACGAAUUGAUGUGGUCACACGAAGUCUACUUGCCCUGGCUGAAGGACUUGAACGGACAAACACCCAGAGUUGGUUACUCUGUCCAAAAGGAAAUGUAGUUUCAGAAGAUGUGAGACUGACGCUUCCUAUAGAUUUGAUCCAGGGAUCCGCCAAAUGCUCAGUUUCAGUCCUUGGGGACAUAAUGGGUCGUGCACUAAAGAAUUUGGCUGGAUUAUUAAAGAUGCCAUCAGGCUGUGGAGAACAAAAUAUGAUCGUUCUUGCUCCCAAUAUUUACAUCCUACAGUACCUGGACGUCACUGGGCAGCUCACCACAACCAUCCGACAGACUGCCAUUGGUUACCUUCAGAGCGGAUACCAAGGACAACUAAACUACAGGCACAGCGACGGUUCAUACAGCACAUUUGGCUACGAUGAAUCGAACACAUGGUUGACCUCCUUCGUCCUGAGAUCUUUUGGCCUAGCAAGGAACUUCAUCUUCAUUGAUCCGAAUGUUCUCCAGAGUGCAAAGGAUUGGCUGUUUAGCAAGCAGGUCCCAGAUGGCUGUUUUAUGCAACAGGGAAAUCUGUACCAUAAUGAUAUGAAGGGUGGAGUUGGUGAUAAUGUGACCAUGACCGCCUACAUCACUGCAUCACUGUUUGAAAUGGACAUCCCUGUUAUGGUAAUAGUCACCAGUAGCUAUUACACCAUGGCUCUGCUCGCCUACACCUUCAGUCUGGCUGGAGAGACCAGCACUCAAGCACAGCUUUUAAAUGCCUUGGACAAUGUUGCCAUUUCUGAAGGCACUAAGCUCCACUGGUCUCAGACUACAUCUGGUGACACUCUGGCGGUGGAGAUCAGCUCCUAUGUGCUGCUGGCGGUGCUCUCUGUACAGCCUCUCACGACUGCUAAUCUGGGCUAUGCUAACCGCAUUGUCAACUGGCUCGUGGCACAGCAGAAUCCUUAUGGAGGCUUCUCCUCCACCCAGGACACUGUGGUGGCUCUUCAUGCUCUGUCAGUGUACGCCACUAAGGUGUUCAGCUUGGCUGGUUCCAGCACGGUUACCGUACAGUCCUCAGUGGUAGGAGGAGACUCUUAUAGCUUUGAUGUGAAUCGGGACAACAGGCUGCUGUAUCAGGAGAAGCCACUGAAGAGUGUUCCUGGCAGAUAUAGUGUUAGAGCAACAGGAUCCACCUGUGUGUCUGUGCAGGCUGUAUGUUUCUACAACAUCCCGGCACUCAUUAAAGUAGCCAGGACACUGAGCAUUGAAGUUAAGGUGACUGGAGACUGUGGACCACUUGGAGCCAAUCUCAUGUUGAACUUCACUGUGAAAUACAAUGGAGCAAAAACAAGUACUAACAUGGUUCUAGUGGACAUUAAGCUGCUGUCAGGCUUCACCGCAGAUACAUCACUGCUUGGAUCUCCAGCCCAAUCUUUUGCCCCGCUAGUGGAACGGGUUGAUGCUGGAGAAGAUCAUGUCCUAGUGUAUCUGAAAGAGAUUCCCAAUGGCGUCCCCAUGACCUACAAGCUGCAACUGCAACGGGUUCUUGUGGUGAAAAAUCUCAAGCCAGCGGUCGUCAGAGUCUAUGACUACUAUCAGCCAAGUGAUUCAUUUGAGACCACAUACAUGUCCCCCUGUACAUGAUUGUUUCAGGACUCCGUACCGAAAACAAGAGCGAAUAAAACCACUUGUAUAAUUAAUAAUUU
Molecule: messenger RNA, 4481 nt
Organism: Sinocyclocheilus grahami
Lineage: Eukaryota; Metazoa; Chordata; Actinopteri; Cypriniformes; Cyprinidae
Product: alpha-2-macroglobulin-like
Exons: 33
Coding region: 109-4419 (1436 amino acids)
Cellular component (GO): extracellular region
Molecular function (GO): endopeptidase inhibitor activity
Source: RefSeq, a predicted model, not a curated record